AUGAACCGCUUUGUCGCUGCGCUCCGUCCGCUGUCCCGCGCCGCGGGCCGUGCAGCGUUUCUCCCGCGCGUGUCGCACGUGCGUUUCCUCAGCGCACAGACGUUCCUGGACCGCAACGAGGUGAGCGAGCGCGUGCUGAGCGUCGUCAAGAACUUUGAUAAGGUGAAGGCCGACGAGGUCCAAGAAGGCGCCAAGUUCCAGGAGGACCUGGGGCUGGACUCGCUGGACGUCGUGGAGGUGGUGAUGGCCAUGGAGGAGGAGUUCACGAUCGAGAUCCCGGACAACGAGUCGGAGAAGCUGCUCACGCCGGCGCAGGUCAUUGACUACGUUGCCGCGCACCCGAUGGCCAAGUAG
This is a messenger RNA of Hyaloperonospora brassicae, 354 nucleotides long. The record is from the annotation of a GenBank genome assembly. NCBI's taxonomy places the organism in Eukaryota, Oomycota, Peronosporomycetes, Peronosporales, Peronosporaceae.